Molecule: messenger RNA, 2448 nt
Organism: Schistocerca gregaria
Lineage: Eukaryota; Metazoa; Arthropoda; Insecta; Orthoptera; Acrididae
Gene: nmdyn-D6
Product: nucleoside diphosphate kinase 6
Exons: 4
Coding region: 654-1166 (170 amino acids)
Biological process (GO): UTP biosynthetic process; CTP biosynthetic process; GTP biosynthetic process
Molecular function (GO): nucleoside diphosphate kinase activity
Source: RefSeq, a predicted model, not a curated record
AAACAUAGCAAAAUAAUUUAGCUACUGUAAAGAUGCUAUUACAUAGGAUUGCAAUUAAACUUCGCAAAUAUUAGGUGUCGCCAAACGCCAGUCUUUACAUUCGUUUGUAAAAAUGUCAGGGUUUGGCGUAUGACAGCUACCCGCUACAGUGAUUUAUUUAGCAUUGUUGUGGUACUCAGGUUCAACACUUUUCGUUUGUGAAUUGAUAGCAUUAACAAAUUGGAACCCUAGCCCUUUUUAUACUCCCGCGGAACCACCGUAUCGGGAAAAGACAUUAGUGCUAGAACCCAAAAAGUUAUGUUUGGACUAGUGAUUCCUUAACGUUAAACGUAAUCAUUGUGUAGAGUAACAAAAUAGUAUACACGCCAAAGGCACGCGAUGCUCAUAAUGCAAAGAAAAAAGGACCCAAUUUGUCUAUUCUAAAAGAAGAGAAAACCUUGCAAAACGUAUACCUUUUCCACAUUUACUAAUUAUUGAUAUAGUUCCUCUUGUGGCUUUUUAUGUGAUUCAGUCGUUGAGUUCCAAUGAGUUCAAUGUAUUAAUUUUCAAAUAAGCAUAGAAGUGAUAGGAACUGCCAUUUAAUAAUAUGGUCAGUUGCAUAUGAAAACUACAACUACAUCGUGCCUUGGCUGAGUGCAUACUAAUUCUGACAAAUGGAUAUUCGAGAUAAAAUAUUGGCCAAAGGAUUUUAUGUUGUGAGGAAUAAACGAGUUCAUCUAAGUGAAGCACAAGUGGAAGAAUUCUAUGCAGAACAUAAAGAAAAAUUCUUUUAUCAUCGCCUUAUUACAUUCAUGCAAAGUGGUCCCUGUGAUGUGUAUGUUUUAGCGAGAAAGAAUGCCAUUCAGGAAUGGAGGAAAUUAAUGGGACCUACAAAAGUUUAUCAAGCACAGUAUACUCAUCCUGACAGUAUUAGGGGAUGUUAUGGUUUAUCAGAUACUCGAAAUGCUUCUCAUGGAUCAGACUCACCAGAAGCAGCCCUCAAGGAAAUCAGUUUCUUUUUCAUGGAUAUUGAUAUAGGAAAAUGGUUUGCAGAAGAUGAACCACUGUACAAAGCCGGAUCUGUUGCAUUUAACACAGAGGAAUUUAUACAUACAAUAAAAAAUGAAAAACCAUCCUGUAAUAAUAGCUACUGCCUCACAUCUUACUUACCACCAAUGCGGGAAUAGGACUAAUGAUAAUAUGUCUGUAACUUCUGUACAAAUCAGUCUCUUAUUUACAGUAUGUAAAAUUUAAUGAAAGGAUAUAGGGAUUCUUUGUGAUUCUAUAGAGAUUUUACAUACAGCAUUUUUAAUGCUAUGUAAAAAAAGUGCAUUUGCGGAUACAUGUAGUUGUUAAUAUAUUUAAACAGAGUUUAUACUAGAGAGAGAGAGAGAGAGAGAGAGAGAGAGAGAGAGAGAGAGAGAGAGAGAGAGAGAGAGUGUGUGUGUGUGAUGAUAAAUAAUUUUUUAGAGUGCCAAAGAAAAAUACUGAUAAUAUAUAGGGAAUAAAUAUAUUAAAUGAAGAGAAGUACCAAUGGCAAUCUCCCUUAAUAUAAAAACAAUACAUAGUAUUGUCUUGGAAGCUUCUAACUGCUUUAACUGUGAUAGUUUAAAAAGUGCAUUUCACUUUGGAGCAAUAUAUCAAUAGACGUGAUCAGUAACUGAUAAAAUUACAACAUCUGGGGCAACAAAAGUCAGAAAACUUGUUUUAUGGAACUAGAGGUUCUAGGUGCUACUUCAGACUUGGUGUUUAUCUGACAACUCAAGGUCCCAAAUGAAUUAUUUUCUGCAUUGUGUAUUUUCUUUCUUCUGUACAUUUUUCUUGUCUGAUUCUCAAUAGAAGAAUUCUUCUUUAUGCUAUCCUCAGAUGUUAUAAUUUCAGAAGAUGGUAACUAAAUACUUUUUAUGCCUAUGAACUUAGUCUGUAGCUAUAAAUGAUUUUAGCCUUCAUGUAAUGUAAUCAAGAAAUAUUUGUUAUUUCAUUGAUAAAAUAUUAUAUUUGUUACAUUUUUAUGUUUAAAAAUUAUAAUGACACAUGUGAAAUGCUGUCUUUUCUUAUUUUGUACUUGAUACCUAAAAAUGAUGAUUUCGCCUGAAGCUAUGUAAUCCACAUAACGUAACUGUCAUGUGGUUCGUUCUUCACAAUAAUUCUUGGCCACACUCUGCAGGAGCAAUGAAGAUGCUCCUGCAGCAUUUUCCAUGGGAAGUGUUUGAUCACCCACAGUACAGCCUGUAAUGGGCUACGCCUGAGGUUCAUCUCUGCUCAAAUGAUCUGCUGGUUAUGAAGACAAUAUUUUGACACAGACAACGAGCUGCAGUCCAGAAUAGAAAAUUGUCGAAAACCAAUGGCAGCUGUCUUCUAUAACGAUGGAAUUGAAAAGUUGGUACAAUGCUACGACAGAUGUCUAAGUCUGAGCAGCGACUGUGUAGAGAAGUAGCUAACCAUUGCAAAUAAAACAAUUUUUAUUUC